Apis florea (little honeybee) is the source of this 1978-nucleotide messenger RNA. RefSeq names its product segmentation polarity homeobox protein engrailed. Gene Ontology annotation, molecular function: DNA-binding transcription factor activity, RNA polymerase II-specific; RNA polymerase II cis-regulatory region sequence-specific DNA binding. NCBI's taxonomy places the organism in Eukaryota, Metazoa, Arthropoda, Insecta, Hymenoptera, Apidae. Gene Ontology annotation, biological process: multicellular organism development; regulation of transcription by RNA polymerase II; neuron differentiation. The record is from RefSeq and is a predicted model, not a curated record. Gene Ontology annotation, cellular component: nucleus.
ACGAGAAUCACGAGUGAAGUUUUUAUUUAUCAUUGGCAAGCGUGCAGACGAUUAAGAAGAUCGAAAAAUGAGCGUAGCUCUCGUAACAAUGGAUUCCGCGUACGGCCUUCGACUUGGGAUCGGCAGCCACCAUCACCACCAUCACCAUCACCAUCACCGGGUACGUUCACCCGAGAGUCACGUGAUCCCUCGCCAACAGGAUCAGCAGCAGGAUCACAAAGAUGAUAUCGAAACGCCGUUAAGAUUCAGCGUGGUAAAUAUCCUGAGACCUGAUUUCGGCCGGGAAGCGAUUCUAAAUACGAAAGCCCCGAAACAGACCGCUCUGUCGGUGUCCGGACACCCGACCACGACGAUUCCAGUCCCGAUUCCACGUCACAGCCCUCUUUCUCUACCACGUGAUUUGAGCCUGUCAUCGAACCGAUUAUCCCCGACAAGGCCGCAACCCAACAGUUUCUCGGUGCACAGAGACAGGGAUUUGUUUUCGUCCCACUGCGGACUCACGUCACCUCUUCAGAGGAACAGCAACGGUCUCAGCAGAAGCGGAAGUCUCGAGAGUUUAGCGAGCAGUAGGAGUUCCGUCACCGGAAGCUCGGUAACCGGGGCACCUUCCUUGGGCUCCACAUCCUCCACCAUAGGCAGCGACUCUUUGAGCGGAGACAGCACGUCCGGAAGCACGUCUAAUACCGCUACCAAUCAAACCGGGCUCAACGGCCAGAGUCCUUGGCCCGCGUGGGUUUAUUGUACCAGAUACUCGGACAGGCCAUCUUCCGGACCGCGAACGAGACGGGUGAAACGGUCGCACAACGGGAAGAAUGGCUCGCCGGAAGAGAAGCGGCCAAGAACAGCGUUCAGCGCGGAACAACUGGCAAGAUUGAAGAGGGAAUUCGCGGAAAAUCGAUACCUGACCGAGAGAAGGAGGCAACAACUCUCGAGAGAUCUGGGAUUGAACGAGGCGCAGAUCAAGAUCUGGUUCCAAAACAAAAGAGCAAAAAUCAAAAAGGCGAGCGGGCAGAAAAAUCCGCUCGCUCUACAAUUGAUGGCCCAAGGCCUGUACAAUCACUCGACGGUCCCCGUUGACGAGGAUGGGGAGGAAAUCGUGACUGGAAACAAUCAUUCGCAUUAAUCGACCAAGACAAUCAUGGUCGCGAAUCCUGAGAGAAACUUUCAUUUCCAAACUGAUCAAAAUAAUUAAAGAAGGAAUCACGAUGAUUGUCGAAAAACUUGGAAACUUGGGCUAGAAUGGAGGUAGAAAACGCGUGUUUAACGAUAUUUUAACUGGUUUUCGACAUUUACCGAUCGACGCGAUAAGAUCUUGGUCUACUUCUUAGCUGCAUUACUAGCGAUUACCAAAUAAUUUUCUUUUUUACGAUUAGUUUAACGAUAAAUAAGCAGCAAUGAAUCUCGAAUCACGAGUAAAAUCUCGGGCGAUUUGUAGAUUGGAAAGAGAGAGAGAGAGAGAGAGAGAAGAGAGAGGAAGCGGAAAGUUCGACGUUCGUUAUUUUGUACGAUCGUCAUAGCCGCAGACUGAACCCAUUAUAUUUAUCGACUAUAUGCAUAUCAGCAUAGAUACGAUUCUAGUAAGUACACACGAGUUCGCGGAGUACGAUCAUUAUCGAUUAGACGUUUAAAUUAUUUAUUUUCUUUGUAUAUAAUUGUAAAUACGAAUGUACGGUCGUUAAUGUGUAUAUGUAUGAUACAAGAUAAUCUUUAAUUGCCGCGCGAAAGAUUAUAUUAUUGCGUAUGUAUGGAGCUGCACACGGUCGCGUGAAUACGAAAAGAUCUCACAUUGUAUAUUCCUAAUUACGUAUAUAUAUAUAUAUAUAGUAGAUCUUUAUAUACAUAUACUAUAUACAUAUAUUAUAGCCGUGUAGACAGACUUGGAAAGUAUGCGUAUAUACCAGUGUCUCACAAUACAGUGGUCGAUAUAAUCUAUGUAACCCGCUUACAUGUUGCCACCGAUUAAAUCGAAUUAAAAAUA